UUUGUUACAAUACUGUCAUAUGAAUAAUUAUAUAGGCCUAAAACAUUAUUAUAUUAUUGUAAUAAUUGUUUGGCAUCCUAAAAUACAAUGUAGACUGAGACUCUAUAUCACAACAAAAAAGAUGUUUGAGCCUUCUUUCAUUAACAGGUACAAUGCUGUUUCUUUGGUCAAUUUGCACUCUGUACAUGGGUUGAAGCUCUCAGUUUUGAACUUCCAGAGUACACCAGAUUGAUGCAUUUAACCUUAAAAUAUACAAAAAUUUCUUCCGGGGGGGCAUGCCCCCGGACCGCCCUAGAUGAGUUACACCAAACAUAGUUUUACUAAUUCCAGUGGGAAAUAAUCUACAUUUUAUGAACUUUAACCAAGAAUACUACAAAAAAGCUCCUUUCAUGUCAGUAAAUUAAAAUGUCAUUGGACAAAUGUAGAUUUUGGCUAAGCCACGAAAGUUUACAAUGUCUGGCUCCACCCCUGAUUAUGGCCAUAAAUAAUUCACAUAGCCUACUAAGCAAUAGCCAGUACAAAUUAGGCUAUAGCCUAUAAUUUGUUAGCCACAAUACGAUUCUUAAUGAAUCAAAAAAACAGUUACAAUAAGUUAUCUAUGAAUAUUAGCCUAGAAAAUGCUGCCCUACCAAAAUUUGUGAUUGCCCCCCCAGUCCAGCAAGCCUAGUACCGGGCCUAAGGAAUAGUUCACCCAAAAAUGAAAAUUCUAUCAUUUUCUCUCCCUCAAGUUGUUCCAAACCUGUAUUAUUUCCUUUCUUCUGCUAAACACAAAAAAGGUAUUUUAAAGAAGGUUGGUAAUUAAACAGUUGCUGGUCCCCAUUGACUUCCAUAGUAUUUUUUUUUUUCCUACUAUGGAAGUCAAUAAUGGGGUCCAUCAGUCGUUUGGUUACCGACUUUCUUCAAAAUAUCUUCUUUUGUGUUCAGCAGAAGAAAGAAAGUCAUAAAGGUUUGGAACAACUUGAGGAAGAGUAAAUGAUGGCAGAAUUUUUAUUUUUGGGUGAACUAUUCCUUUAAAAUGACCUGCUCUGAUCACAUGCUCUGGAAAUAAUAGCUUUUUUAGGACUAUAGUUUAUUUUUAUAAUUAGUAAAAAAAAAAAAUCUUAAAUUGAUUAUGUUGAUUGAUUAUUGAAAAAGAAUAAUACAUUGAUAUAUUGAUGUUUAAUAUUAUUUUAAUAUAGGGCUAUUUUCUGUUCCUUUUUUUCCGGUGAUUCUAAGUUUAAUUAUUGAUGAUUACAAGCUUGGAGGAAAUGCAAUUAAUUACAGCAAAUUGUGCAAUUAAUUAGUUAAUUUUUUUUAAUCGAUUCCCAGCCCUAAUAUUAAUACAUAUCUUAUUUAGUAUUAUAUAGAAAUAUAUUAAUAUAAUAAAUACCGGUACUUUGCUUGUUUCGUUAAUGGAUGAAUCACUGUUUUUUGAACGAAUCUCUUGAAUGAUUCAAUAACAAAUACAUUUAAGUCACUUGUCGCCACCUAGCGGUGUAACAAUGCAAUCGUGCUCAAACAUGUUGAUAAGAAAAUUAAUGCAGCCAGAUGCAAGGCCCUGGAUACGUUGCAGGAGGUGGCCAGGAAGAAGAGGAAGUUGGAGUAAAGCAAGAAGAUAGUUCAAUGAGAGUUUGUUUCGGAAUAAAAAAUGAAAUUGAAUAUUACAAAUUAGCGUCUGUGUAUUUUGAUUUUCAGAAUUUCAUUUUAGUCUGUGCCUAUGGGGUGGGCUGGGGAUGGCAGGGGUUGGUGGCAAUGUAAGUAUCUGGAUAUUUGCCGCUGGGCGGGGGCUUCGAUUACCUCUCUCUUUUUUGACCAUACAUGUGUUUGCACCCCUGAAAUAUGAAGUUCAUUAAUUUUAAGCAUUAGUGUUGCUGUUGUUGUUGUUCAACUGGUCAUUUAAGACCAUUAACUCUGUUAAGAAUUCUCUUCUUAAAGAUGGCGUUUAUUAAAGAGUAGACUGAAGACAUGAAGAUUGAGUUUAUUAAAGAAGAGACUGAAGAUAUGAAGAUGGAGUUUAUUAAAGAUGAGACUCAAGACAUGAAGAUUAAAGAAAAAUUCAAAGUGAAACAUGAAGAUACUGAGGAACAAACAGACCUGAUGGCACUGAAAGAAUCGACUCAUGAACUUAAUGAAAGGGAAGAAGAGAAAAAACAUUACAAUAAACAUCCUGAUUUCAUGAUUGGAGAAAGAUUGACACAGGCUAAAAAGUGUUCCUCACAAAAAAAAGCUCAAAAGACAGGAACUAAAAGUUAUUUCACCUGCCAACAGUGUGGAAAGAGUUUUGACCAACACAGAAACCUUCAAGUCCACUUGAGAGUUCACACUGGAGAAAAGCCUUACACCUGUCAACAGUGUGGAAAGAAUAUCAGUGGAAAAGGAAACUUUGGAAUCCACAUGAGAAUUCAUACUGGAGAGAAACCUUUCACCUGCCAGCAAUGUGGACAGAGUUUUACACAUAAAGGAAGCCUUAAAGUCCACAUGAGAAUUCACACUGGAGAAAAGCCUCAUACCUGUCAACAGUGUGGAAAGAGUUUCACAUUUAAAGGAAACCUUGCAGCCCACAUAAAAGUUCACACUCAAGAGAAGGCUUACACCUGCCAAGAGUGUGGACAGAGUUUUACACUUAAAGGAAACCUUAAAGUCCACAUGAGAACUCACACUGGAGAAAAGCCUCACACCUGCAAACAAUGUGGAAAGAGUUUCAGUCAAAAAGGAAGCCUUACAGCCCACAUGAGAAUUCACACUGGAGAGAAACCUUACACCUGUCAAGAGUGUGGACAGAGUUUCACUGUAAAAGGAAACCUUAUGGUCCACAUGAGAAAUCACACUGGAGAGAGUCCAUUUGCCUGUGAACAGUGUGGAAAGAGUAUCAGUGGAAAAGGAAACCUUGAAAUCCACAUGAGAAUUCACACUGGAGAGAAACCUUUCACUUGCCAGCAAUGUGGACAGAGUUUUACACAUAAAGGAAACCUUAAAGUCCACAUGAGAACUCACACUGGAGAAAAGCCUUACACCUGCACUCUGUGCGGGAAUGGUUUCACACGGGAACGAAACCUUAGGAAACACAUGACUAUUCACACUGGAGAGAAGCCUUUUACAUGUGAUGAGUGCUGAAAGAGUUUCAGAUUUAAAGGUGACAUUAAGGUCCACAUGAGGAUUCUCUCGAAAGAGAACGGUUUUAGAAGUCGUUGCUGUGGAAAGAGCAGAGGUGUAAAGAGUACCUGAAAACCAUAUUUGAGUAAAAGUACAGAUACCUGACAGCAAAAAAUGACUCCCAUUACAAGUUAAAAGUGACAAAUUCUAAUACAACUUGAGUAAAAAAUCUUGGUGUAUCUGAUUUUAACAUUACUUUAGUAUUUUACUCAUGCUAAAUGUAGGCUCAGAGAUGCACUAGUCUUCGAUACCUGAGAGAAAUGCCAGUAAAAAUAAACAAUUGAUUUGAUUGAUGAGAAAUCAUGUUUAUUUUUUAAAAUCAAAAUAAAACUGAACACCUCAACAUUGUAAUAAAUCAAAAGUCUACAAAAAGUCUCAGUUAAGCGCAAGUGUCCAAAAAUGCCACAAGUAAACCAAUAAACUUCAUAAAGGUCUUGUCAAUACAGUGGAUAAAUAAAAUAAUGUUAAGUAGUUACAGUCAACUUGCUCUGGAUGUGUUGGUUUCUGUCAGAGCCGGGACUAGAACUCAGGUCUCCAGCGUGAGAGUCAGACUCCCAAUCCUUGAGCCAAUGGAUAAUGGUGAAUGCAACAGUAAGACGUACAGUAAGAGAAGUUGAGAUGCAGAAUAAGUUUUUAAUAAAAGUUCAAGUAACAAAAAAUCCACAGCUGAAGCAAAAACAGCAAAAGAAGUUCUCAAAAAACUGUCCAAAUGGGCAUGCCAAAGAUGAGAAAGUCCACAAAAAAAUAACAGAGAAGGAAUAAUCCACAGGCAAGAAUGAAAACUGAAAAAGUCUCAGAGAUAGAAACACUUACUCAGGCAACUGGCUUCAGAACAACUAAACACCAAGCAAAGAAGCUAUGAGACAUAGUCGUUUAAAUACAGCUGAACGAGACACACAGGGCCAUGUGGGUUUGGAUUUUGUUUUCCCUUCAUAAUAAAAACCUUCAUUUAAA
Megalobrama amblycephala (Wuchang bream) is the source of this 4086-nucleotide messenger RNA. Its product is annotated as gastrula zinc finger protein XlCGF8.2DB-like. The coding region runs from base 1945 to 3093 and encodes 382 amino acids. The record is from RefSeq and is a predicted model, not a curated record. Lineage: Eukaryota; Metazoa; Chordata; Actinopteri; Cypriniformes; Xenocyprididae. The transcript is spliced from 2 exons.